Lacerta agilis (Sand lizard) is the source of this 816-nucleotide messenger RNA. RefSeq lists its product as uncharacterized. The transcript is spliced from 4 exons. Lineage: Eukaryota; Metazoa; Chordata; Lepidosauria; Squamata; Lacertidae. Bases 1 to 816 code for a protein of 271 amino acids. The record is from RefSeq and is a predicted model, not a curated record.
AUGCCGCUACAGAAGGAAGUCUCGGUCCAUGAAUGCAAGUCGCACAAAGGUGCAAUCCCGGCGGAGUCUGCAGAGCUGCUGAGCGUCCUGCUGCGGGCGAGAGGCAUACGGGCCCGCUCCAUCCACGAACAGCUCCACAGCUUGUCUCUGCCCACCAUCUACUGCCUGCUGGCUGCUCUGAUGCAGUGCCUGAGCCUGGUCAGCCUCUGCGUGGCCGUUUCCCUGCUCAAGUGGGUGGCCGUGGUUCAAUACCCGUACACCAGGCAGCCAAAACGGUGGGUAACGUACAAUUUCGGGGUGCCCGACGUGGUGGAAGUGUACGAGACCCAGCAAAGCAACGGCACGGACAUUCGUAAGAGGACCUUCUCCCCAAACAGCCCCUGCUCCUGCGCCGUUUCAGGGUGGGAGGGGAUUCUGCACGAAGGGGGCCCAAAUCUAGUCCAUAUAGCGCAAGUUCAUUUCUUUCCCAACACUGUUUUCAUCCCGUGGUUUAUCAGCGUUUGUUUCAUGGGCAUGUUCUUGGGCUUUGUGGCUAUUCUCCUGGAUUUCAUGGAAAUUGAGAGCCUAGGCAGGCAUAAAAUGGCCGUUGCCACCUGCCUACACUUUUCAUCAGCCAUCUUCCUUGUAAUCCUCCUUGGAAUCUGUUGCUGGUGUUUUGUGACGGUUAACGAACGGCUCUAUAGGGAAGAUCUGAUGAAAGCCGAGUUGCUCAGUUUCCUAGGAGAGAGUUUUUACAUCGCCCUGCUGUCCCUUGCUUUCGUGAGCUUAGCUAGCACACUAAGCUUUCUGUCGAUGAAGCUAGGCAGACAAGAAUAG